Lotus japonicus is the source of this 1804-nucleotide messenger RNA. RefSeq names its product AP-1 complex subunit mu-2. Gene Ontology annotation, cellular component: cytoplasmic vesicle; clathrin adaptor complex. The coding region runs from base 121 to 1407 and encodes 428 amino acids. The record is from RefSeq and is a predicted model, not a curated record. NCBI's taxonomy places the organism in Eukaryota, Viridiplantae, Streptophyta, Magnoliopsida, Fabales, Fabaceae. The transcript has 11 exons. Gene Ontology annotation, biological process: intracellular protein transport; vesicle-mediated transport.
GGUUAACUUCGUGUGAAACGGCGUCGUUGAUACAGUCCUCGUCCUCUUCCUUCUCCCUAUUCUUUCAACACCGUGACGCUCGUUGAUCUGAUUGGAAAUUGGGAUCCAGCUCCAGCAGCAAUGGCAGGGGCAGCUUCUGCUCUGUUCCUCCUCGACAUCAAAGGCCGCGUCCUCAUCUGGCGCGACUACCGCGGCGACGUCACCGCCCUCGACGCCGAACGCUUCUUCACCAAGCUCAUCGAAAAACAGGCUGAUGCGCAGUCUCAAGAUCCGGUUGUCCACGAUAACGGUAUCAGCUACAUGUUCGUUCAGCACAGCAAUGUUUACCUCAUGAUAGCCACCAGACAAAACUGCAAUGCCGCUAGCCUCCUCUUCUUCCUCCAUCGAGUAGUCGACGUUUUUAAGCAUUAUUUUGAAGAAUUGGAAGAGGAAUCACUUAGGGAUAACUUUGUCGUUGUGUAUGAACUGCUUGAUGAAAUUAUGGACUUUGGCUACCCUCAGUACACUGAGGCGAAGAUUCUUAGUGAGUUUAUCAAGACCGAUGCUUAUAGAAUGGAAGUUACGCAGAGACCUCCCAUGGCUGUGACUAAUGCCGUGUCUUGGCGCAGUGAAGGGAUAAGCUACAAGAAAAAUGAGGUUUUCUUGGAUGUGGUGGAGAGUGUGAACAUACUUGUCAAUAGCAAUGGACAAAUAAUUAGAUCUGAUGUUGUUGGGGCUCUCAAGAUGAGAACUUAUUUGAGUGGUAUGCCUGAGUGUAAACUUGGCUUAAAUGAUAGAGUAUUAUUAGAGGCGCAAGGUAGAACAACCAAAGGAAAGGCGAUAGACUUGGAAGACAUCAAAUUUCACCAGUGUGUCCGUUUGGCUCGAUUUGAAAAUGAUCGAACAAUUUCCUUCAUACCACCUGAUGGAGCAUUUGAUUUGAUGACAUACAGGCUCAGUACACAGGUUAAGCCAUUAAUUUGGGUGGAAGCAACUGUUGAAAAGCAUUCUAAAAGUCGGAUUGAGAUAAUGGUAAAAGCUAGAAGUCAAUUUAAGGAACGUAGCACUGCCACAAAUGUUGAGAUUGAGUUGCCUGUGCCUGUUGAUGCAAUGAAUCCAAAUGUUCGAACUUCAAUGGGAUCUGCAGCAUAUGCACCUGAAAAAGAUGCAUUAAUCUGGAAAAUUCGAUCCUUCCCUGGAGGCAAGGAGUAUAUGUUAAGAGCAGAGUUUCGUCUUCCCAGUAUAACAGCUGAGGAAGCAACCCCUGAGAGAAAAGCUCCUAUACGUGUGAAAUUUGAAAUACCUUAUUUUACUGUUUCUGGAAUACAGGUAAGAUAUUUGAAGAUUAUUGAGAAAAGUGGGUAUCAGGCUCUUCCGUGGGUGAGAUACAUAACAAUGGCUGGAGAGUAUGAACUAAGGCUUAUUUAAGAUCUUAUACCUUUUUAUGGUGCUUGAAACCCACCAAAUAACUGUAUCAUCUUCAUUGAUCAGUAACACUAAAAGGGUGGAUGGGGGAGGGACGCUGAGGAGAAGUUAGUAAGACUUUAUACGGCUAGCUUCUCCCUCUCCAUCAGUUGUUUUGUCAUCAGAUUGUAAGUUGCUAAUUGUCUAUAAAGUUCAUAUCUAAAGAUCAGGAAUGGGCAAGUGAGCCUGUGCCUCCAGUGAGAGUCCUUUCAGUCAAUUCUGUUGUUGGGAAAAUCUGUCUUUUUUCCCUUUGUUGCUUUUUAUUCUUGAUCUUUCCAUAUUUUUUUUCCAUCAUCUUCCAAUUGUAAUUUGAAUAUUUGAUUUACAUCUGUAAUAGAAAUUUUAGCUUUUGUAUUACUGA